AUGAAGUUUACUACUGCUGCUAUUUUCGCUGCCUUGGCUACUGCAGUUUCUGCUAGUUUUACUAUUCUUGAACCUUGGAGUGCAACUACUUGGGAAUCUGGUAAAAGUGGUACCGUUUCUUGGACCUCUACUCCUGAUGAAGCAGGCAAGAAGUGUGAAAUCCACUUGUUAACUGGUCCUAGCGAUAAUGCUAUUUUCGUAGCUAACUUGACUGCCAAUGGUAACUUGGUUCCUUGUGAAUUCAUUGCAGCUACUUUCUAUCCCCUUCCUGAUUAUGCCACUGGUAACUACUUUGUUCGUCUUGGUGAGAACGGUGCCAGCUACGAAUAUUAUGCUUAUUCUGCUAAUUUCCAUUUUAUCGGUAAUGGUACUGUUACCUCUGGACUCUAA
This is a messenger RNA of Cokeromyces recurvatus, 390 nucleotides long. RefSeq lists its product as uncharacterized. The coding region runs from base 1 to 390 and encodes 129 amino acids. Lineage: Eukaryota; Fungi; Mucoromycota; Mucoromycetes; Mucorales; Mucoraceae. The record is from RefSeq and is a predicted model, not a curated record. The transcript is spliced from 4 exons.